Ambispora leptoticha is the source of this 764-nucleotide messenger RNA. Lineage: Eukaryota; Fungi; Glomeromycota; Glomeromycetes; Archaeosporales; Ambisporaceae. The record is from the annotation of a GenBank genome assembly.
AAUUUAAAAAGUUUAACAUUGCCGAAACUUUCAUCUGCUGAGUCGUUAGAAAUGAUUGGAAAUGGUAGAGGGAAUUUCCAAUUUGAGGCAUGCCAAGGAAACUUUCAAGACCUUGCGUCAACAUCUCUUCCCUCACUCAACAAAGUAACGUCAGGUCUAUCGUAUACCGACAAUUCAUUCACAACUCUCUCCCUACCGAAAUUGUCUGAAGUAGGCAGCACUUUUACGAUAUCUUCAAAUCCUCAACUUAAAGCCACAUCGUUUCCUGAACUUUCGCAUAUCGGCGAAGAUUUAAUUAUAAAAAAUAAUCAAAACUUGGCCACGAUCGACGGCUUUGAUAAACUCCAUCAAGUUGAUGGGAAAGCGCAAAUAUCGGGUGACUUCUCAAGUACACUAUUUCCUUCAUUGGAAGUUGUUGGACGUGGAUUGAAUGUCGAAUCUAGUUCUUCAAAUAUCGGAUGCAAUGGACUUGAUAAGCUACGAGGUGGAGACGCGAAAGUAAAUAAUGUCGAUUGUUCUUCGAGCACCGUAAAAACUAAUUCACCAAAUAUGCAAGAAAAUAAAACUAAUUCGGAUGACUCAAACAAAUCCAAAUCCGUAAAUAAUAAUACAACUUCAGGCACACAAGAGCCCAUUUUCGUCAGUAAAAAAGAUGGACACAGUGAAGCAAAACAACACGACGUUCAUAUAGCAGAUAUGAAUAGUGCAAAUAAAAUUUAUCAGCUCAGUCACGUGGAUAUGAUUGUUAGUGUUGUUAUCGCUUU